Oreochromis niloticus (Nile tilapia) is the source of this 1501-nucleotide messenger RNA. Its product is annotated as signal-regulatory protein beta-2-like. The transcript is spliced from 6 exons. NCBI's taxonomy places the organism in Eukaryota, Metazoa, Chordata, Actinopteri, Cichliformes, Cichlidae. Gene Ontology annotation, biological process: response to bacterium. The coding region runs from base 48 to 1091 and encodes 347 amino acids. The record is from RefSeq and is a predicted model, not a curated record.
ACAAACAGUGAAAUACCUACAAGGUCCACAACAAAAGACAUGUCAAGAUGAUCGUGUUAUGGGUUACGCUCCUUCUUCUCCAUCAAGGAUAUUUCUGUGUGUUUUCUAUGAAAUUAGAUACACUUGUUCCAGUAACUACAGUUCAACUUGGGGAAACUAUAACCAUCCCAUGUCAUCUGCCAGCGAUUGAGACCAUUCGUAAAGAAGUCCAUUGGUACAAGCAGAGUGCCGGGGACACUCUGAAAGUAAUUUGGACAAUGAGGGAAUCUGCAACACUUGAGUAUGCACCUGAGUUUAAUAACUCCAGACUGAAGGUCAAUCACGAUAAACAUUUUACCAGCCUGACCAUUUUGAAGACAAAUCAAGAGGACGAGGGAAUCUAUCACUGUGGAUUCACAGAAUGGCGUAAGAAUACUAAAUGGACCGGGACGUAUUUGUUAGUUAAAGGAAACACCCAGAGAACGUCAAACUACACUGUUGUUAAGGAGAAAGUCCAUCCAGGAGACUCUGUGACUCUUCAGUGUUCAGUCCUCUCCAGCUCUAACAGAAAGACAUGUCCAGGAGGUGACAAUGUGUUCUGGUUCAGGGAAGCAAAUACAUCUCAUCCUAGCAUCAUAUACACUGAUGGAAACAGACAUCAUGAAUGUGAGAAAAGAUCUGAUACUGAGCAGAGCUGUGUUUAUCGCUUGUCUAAGAACAUCAGCUCCUCUGAUUCUGGGACUUACUACUGUGCUGUGGCGACAUGUGGAGAAAUAUUAUAUGGAAAUGGAACAAAACUGGACAGUCGAGAAACCAGAGUGUGGUCACAGAUGGCAGGCAGCAUAAUUUUUCUACUGUGCACUGUCUUGGCUAUAAGUCUGAUUGUUAUAGUUGCCCUCAUUUGGACGAUCAAGAAAAACAGUGAUCAUUGCAGAGCUGAUAUCCAGAGGAAAUAUUUUACUGAUCAGAAGAAACAAGAGAAUAAGGACACAUGGAUGUUUUCUGUUGUUGUUUUUACCACAAUGAAAGCUGAUGGAUGCACAAAAAAGAAUGCAAAACCUAUGAAGAAGGAGCAGAUCUACACAGCUGCCGAGGCGUUUCUCUUUGGUUAGGCAUAUUUACCAUUCUUUGAUAUGAAAUUACCUAAUUGAUGUUUGCUUAGACAUAGUUAUAUUAAAUGCAUCUUGAUAAUGAAAAUGUGGACUUCUGCAUAGAGCUAUAGUAACAAAGUAUACCUCUUUAAAUUCAAUGGUCUUUGGUUUUAUAGAGGUAGCAAACUUACUUACUUAGAUCAUUUUCAGUACCUGCUUCUACUUUUCCUGCUAAUUUCUAUGGAAGGAAUCAAAGUUUUUUAUUCUGCAUUUUAGCUUAAUCUUUGUAACAUAAAUAUGAUACAAUGUAAUAUGUUUUGUCGUUCAUCUGAAGUUGUAUUUAGCUCACUAUGAAAUCUGCUGGGAAUGGGUUUUUAAAAUUUUUUUAUUAUGUGUUGAUAUACACCUAAGAACUGAAAGGAUUAACAUUC